Messenger RNA from Drosophila obscura, 1800 nucleotides. RefSeq names its product protein ovarian tumor locus. The coding region runs from base 94 to 1632 and encodes 512 amino acids. Lineage: Eukaryota; Metazoa; Arthropoda; Insecta; Diptera; Drosophilidae. The record is from RefSeq and is a predicted model, not a curated record. The transcript is spliced from 3 exons.
CAACAAAGCUUAAGCACGUUUUUCUGAUUUGUAAAGUGUCUGCCGAGAGGUAAUUGUUUCCCUUCUUUAUUGUUCUGCUACGCUGAUCAAGCCAUGUCAUGGAAUCACCUCAAACUUACAGGCCCGGGCAAAACACUUGGGCGUGGCGAUCCGAUCGAUCAAUAUUUGGCAGAUCACAAUUUGUAUCGCCAGCUGAUCAUUAAGGGCGGUUGCAGCCUAUUCCGAGUCAUCGCCGAGCAGAUGUAUGACACACAAAAUCUUCACCAAGAGGUGCGAGAGGACUGUGUACGCUUUAUGAUGGACAAGCGACGCCUAUUCAGGAGAAACAUAAAGGGCAAUUUCAACGACUAUCUGUUGAAGUUAGAGAAGCCGAAAACGCGGGGUACGAUGAUAGAACUACGCGCCCUUUGCCUUAUGUACGGCCGGAAUGCGAUUGUGCAUGAGCCAAUGAAACUGGGCACGCCAGUGACAUUUAGCGACAAUUACAAGGAGAACUUUAGUGUGUUCAUCGACCGGUAUGGCCAUUUCGAUGCUGUCUACCCGAUGGAGCACAUUGAGGAGGCAGCCAUUUGCCAAUCCAUCACAUUUACAAUGCUUUACCAGAUGUGUUUUAGGCUGCCGGAUGUGAGCCUGGCAGCUGAGAAGAUGCUGAAUCCGGGCACAUUCCGCGAAGGCACCUCGCUGGAACUUAGUCGAAAUGGCACUGUUGUUCGCCUUUUCUGCAGAAAUGGACGCAGUUUCGACCUGGACUCACCAGAGCUCACCAACUGCCUAAUGAACGACAAAGAGCUCUGCGAUUUCCACAAUCGAGAACGUUGGCAAGAGUAUCUAAUGAGAUUUGGACGAGGACCAUUGUCGUGCACGCUCAGAUAUAUGGAUGAAAACAUCGCGCCAUUUUCCUAUUCUGUUGCCAAGUCCCUAUCCCCAGAUAGCUAUCGAAAUGUUGAGCUCACCUCUUAUCUUGUGAUGAAAAAGGAGGCGGUAAGGUUCCAGCUAUAUAUCGGCGACUACGAUUUCAAGGUUGGCGCCCAUUGUCUAGUGGAGCUUGACCAAAGGCCUGGGCAUAUGAAGAAGUGUUACAUACAGAAAAUAGACUGGAGCACACACACAUUCAGUGUUUAUGUUGAGGAAAUGUGCAAAGAGUUGUUGGUGCCUGCGAAAUCAGUACAUCCGCUGCCACCUGGUCAAUUCCGGCCCUGGCAGCUCAGCUUUUUACAACGAAUGAAAUUACCUCGCUUUAACAUAAUUUGCGAUAAUAAUGGUAAUAACCGGAAGCUUGACACAAUUCUAAACCCAGCUCGAGGGCAAAAUCAGGUGAUGACCUCAGGUAACCGCAUGCCUCAGCUCUUUUUCCAAUCGCCAGACCUUUAUUUGGAUCCAACAAUGGUGCAGCAAGGACAUAUUUUCUUUCUAAUAAGUUCUCCGCCCUAUUUCAAGCCACCUGCAGUGGACCCAAACCGCCGAGUUUUGUUACCGAGCCCGCCACAACCACCAUUCAUGGUGGUGCAGCCCAUUACGAUCUACUCGUAUGUCUCUCCUCACGGAGGCCCAUCCGAAAUGUGCGAUUUUCCUUCAUGGUCGGAAACGGACCGAUCGGCCUUGACCAUCGAGGAAAUCACUGACACGAAUUGAUAGAAAUAGGCUCAGAUAUUAUUUUUGCCAACAUAUCGACGGUAAGGAUAAUUCGCUGAACUGAAUAAUUUUUGCAGUCAUCUGAGUUUCUAAAUUGUAAGCGUCUGAACAUUUUUUAAUCAUAGAAUUUUAGAUCGCUUUUCGAUUGUAAAACAUAUUAAUAUCCGA